Molecule: messenger RNA, 4623 nt
Organism: Loa loa (African eye worm)
Lineage: Eukaryota; Metazoa; Nematoda; Chromadorea; Rhabditida; Onchocercidae
Exons: 35
Coding region: 1-4401 (1466 amino acids)
Biological process (GO): mRNA splicing, via spliceosome
Cellular component (GO): catalytic step 2 spliceosome
Molecular function (GO): mRNA binding; helicase activity
Source: RefSeq, a predicted model, not a curated record
AUGCAGGGGAAGAAAGUUGUGAAAUUAUCCAAUAGACGGGGAAUGCGGGACUUUAAUAAUGCACUGGGGGAUUUCAUUCAGGUAGAAAUGGUAGUUGGAAAUGUUAUAACGACGGAAGCUAUCCAGGAGGAUCAUUUGAUGCAGAUAGCUCGACAAUACUGGACCCCUUAUACAUCUCACAGUCGUGCGUUUGAUCCGAAUUUAGUUGAUACAAUUUACGAAAAUGAAUUAGUGCAGAAUCUUUUCAUACAGAAGAAAGUCAUCGUGCUGGAAUUCAGUCAGUACCUCGAGCGUUAUCUCUGGCCGAAUUUCAUUGCAGAAAAGGCCAGUAACCAGUAUGUCAUGUCCAUCGUUAUUAUGCUUAAUGCAAAAUUUCGGGAAAGGAUUCCAGUUUGGAGUUGCAUCAUUGAGCGUUCGGCUGAGUUUCCAGUUUUCUUUCGAAGAAUAUUGGGCCUUGUAUUGGACGUUGAACAAGUUACAUUAUUGGAACGGUCCGCAAUUAUUAUAUUCCUGAUCAAUUGCUUCAAUUCAGUGGCAAGAAGUGGAUUUAGUGAGGAAAGAGGUGUUGAAAAUAGUUUCACUUACAGUGUGAUUCAAAGGGAAGAUCUUUUCCAAGCAAACCCAAAAUUGCGAAAGAUAUGGAACAAGUUCGAAGCGAAGGCAGCUUCACAGACAGAUGAAGAAAAGAAAUUAUUAACUUUUGAACGUACAUUUAUGUGGAAAUUGUUGCAAAUUUUCAAGCAGACGUUGACAGAUGUUGAUGAUGAAUCGAACGAAGUGGGAAUUGAUGGCAUACAUUUUCUGGAGCGUUGUUUGCAGUUAUUUAUUGAUCUGGAAGCUUUAUUAACCACAAGGCGUUUCUUUAAUGCUAUAUUACAUGCAAGUAACAUAUUGGUAAAUUGCACACUGUCUUCUUUGAUAACAGCCGAAGUUGGGGGGUUGUUUUGUCAACUUGUCACAAUGCUGAAGUUUUAUUCACGUUUCGAGAUCGACGAUGUUACUGGUGAGCCGCUCACGCAUAGCCAAAUGUCUGAAAUGCACUAUGCGCAUGUUAUGAAACUGCAGAAAGCUGCUUUCAAGUAUUUCAGAGAAAGUAUGACCGAUUUUUAUUUAUUAAAUGUCACUGCCGUCGAUACAAGGAAAGCUUUGGUAAAGCAAUUUUCAUCUAUGAGUGCAUCGGAACUGUAUAAAUUUGCAGAAUAUCUGCAUUUGGUACCUUCACAAGAACCCAGCUUAGAUAUUUCAUCGAAUUACGAAAAAAAUUAUCUCAUUGAAAUGAUCACAUUACGUUGUGAGCGACGCAUCAAUCAAUUACAGCAGCUCAAUGAACAACCACUUUAUCCAACCGAAAAAGUUAUUUGGGAUGAAAAUCUUGUACCAUAUGACCAAUAUAAUGGUGAAGGUGUGCUCGCAUUGAAUAAAUUGAAUAUCCAGUUUUUGACAUUCCAUGAUUAUUUACUUCGCAAUUUCAAUCUUUUUCAAAUGGAAUCAACAUAUGAAAUUCGUCAGGAUAUCGAGGACGCCAUAUUUCGUUUGAAGCCAUGGGCACAUGAAUCUAAUCCAAAUGAAACUGUUUGGGGUGGUUGGGCACGAAUGGCUUUGCCAUUAAUCGAAUUUCAGAUUGUCGAGGUUGGUAAGCCUCUUAUUGGUGAAAAAAGUCCAGCUGUUGUCAAAGCAGAUUUGACAAUCAAUUUACCAAGGCGAGCAGAUAUUCGUGCAGAAUGGGAAGGUCUUCGAAAGCACGAUGUUUGCUUUUUGAUUCGUUGUCAACCGAAAGCUUCAGUUGGUACCAAAUAUAAUAUUACAAAACCGUUCAAAGAGCAGAUCGAUGUUACACUGGUACGUGGAUGUGAAAUCGAGGGCAUGCUUGAUUCGGAAGGAAAAGUUAUUGAGGAAUAUGCUGCAUAUGAGAAAAAAACAGUACUGGAAGGAGCUACGAGAAAAUUUCGAGUAUGGCUUGAUGAAAAUCAGUAUCGCUUGGAUACCGAAGGACAGCAGGAAGAUGCGAUAGAUAAUAUUUAUUAUUCAUUCAAUUUACUCAUUCGUCGUGAUCCAAAAACAAAUAAUUUCAAAGCGGUGCUUGCAACAAUCCGACAAUUACUGAAUACGGAAUUCGUAGUGCCGGAUUGGUUACACGAUCUCAUUCUUGGCUACGGUGAACCACAUGCGGCUCAUUAUAAAUCAAUGAAUACUGCAGUGCCUACAGUGGAUUUCUGUGAUACUUUUUUAUCUUAUAAGCACUUGAUUUCAUCAUUUCCAAAUACGAAAAUCGUAGGGACAACAACAGUUGAUGAACACCUCGUUCCACCUUUCAGACUGACCUUCAAGGAAUUGGAACCACAACACAAUCUUGAACCAUCCAUUCGGGAUUCGUCGAUUGUUGUGGAACCGCACGUAAUACCUUGUCGUGGACCUUAUCCUCAUGUUGAACCGCGCAAAAAUACUAUACAAUUUACUCCAGCUCAGGUAGAAGCAAUCAAAGCAGGUAUGCAGCCUGGUUUAACGAUGGUUGUUGGUCCUCCAGGUACGGGUAAAACAGAUGUAGCAGUUCAGAUCAUCUCUAAUAUUUAUCAUAAUUGGCCUGAACAGCGGACACUGAUUGUGACACAUUCUAAUCAAGCUCUUAAUCAACUUUUCGAAAAAAUUAUUCAAUUAGAUGUUGAUGAGCGCCAUUUGCUUCGCUUAGGUCACGGUGAAGAAGCUUUGGAAACGGAAAAAGACUUCAGUAGAUAUGGUCGUGUAAAUUAUGUCCUGCAGAAACGACUUGACCUUUUGAAAGAGGUUGAGAAGUUGCAAGAAGCUCUCGAUGUUGGAGGUGACGUAUCUUACACGUGCGAAACUGCUGGAUAUUUCUUUCUUUAUCAGGUAUUCGCACGUUGGGAAAAAUUUGAAAGUGAUGUUGCUCAAUCGAAAGCAAAUCCAAAUCCUAGUGCGAAAGCAGUUGCGGAUCAUUUCCCCUUUACGAGAUAUUUUACCGAUGUUCCACCACCGCUGUUCAAGGGUGUUUCCUUUGAUGAAGACUGGGAAAUUGCUCAAGGCUGUUGGCGGUAUAUUCGUGGUAUUUUCACUCAGCUGGAAGAAUUUAGGUCUUUCGAGUUGCUACGUUCAGGCAGGGACCGUACGGAUUAUCUUUUGGUAAAGGAAGCCAAAAUUAUUGCUAUGACUUGCACUCAUGCCGCUUUACGACGAAAAGACUUGGUAGAACUUGGUUUCAGAUAUGACACUAUUUUAAUGGAAGAAGCUGCUCAAAUUCUUGAAGUUGAAACAUUUAUUCCACUUCUGCUUCAGAACCCUCAAGAUGGUAGGAGCAGGUUAAAGCGAUGGAUCAUGAUUGGUGACCAUCAUCAGCUGCCGCCGGUUGUUCAGAACAUUGCUUUUCAAAAAUAUUCUAACAUGGAACAGAGCCUGUUUGCGAGAUUUGUUCGACUUGGUGUUCCACAUGUCCUGCUUAAUCAGCAGGGUCGUGCUAGAGCUGAGAUAGCAGAUCUUUAUAAUUGGCGAUAUGAACAGUUGGGUAACUUGCCGCAUAUUGAAGCUUUUCCAGAGUUCCAGCGCGCAAAUUCUGGAUUCGCAUUCAAUUAUCAACUUAUCGACGUCCCAGAUUUCAAUGGUAUUGGUGAAACUACUCCGAGCCCUUACUUUUAUCAGAAUCUCGGCGAAGCAGAAUACGCUGUAGCACUGUUCACCUACAUGCGUAUUUUGGGUUACCCUGCAGAAAAAAUAUCAAUUAUAACAACCUACAAUGGCCAAGCAUCUUUGUUACGUGAUGUUGUGCAGACACGAUGUGCUGGAAAUCCGUUAAUUGGAGUACCACACAAGAUUUCGACAGUUGACAAAUAUCAGGGACAGCAGAAUGAUUACAUCAUUCUUUCACUUGUAAGGACGAGAAACAUUGGUCACUUAAGGGAUGUUCGUCGUUUAGUUGUGGCUCUUUCUCGAGCACGUUUAGGUCUUUAUGUAUUGGGACGAGUCAGUUUGUUCCAAAAUUGCCUUGAGUUUGCAACUGCAUUUCAGCGGUUAUGCAAAUAUCCACAAAAACUAAUGAUAAUACCUCAUGAAACAUAUGCAAUGUCUCGGAAGAAUGGUGAACCCCCGCCAUCCAAACCAGUUCAGAUCCAAGAUACGGUUCAUAUGUGCACAUUCGUCCACCAGUUCUACAUGAGUAAUAUGGAAAAGAUGAAGGCAAGCUAUAAAGAGCACAUGAAGGAUUAUUUCGAUGCUCGUCAGGCUGCAAUUAAUGCGCGAUUGGCAGCAGAAGCGGCUGCGAAAGCUGCUGAAGAAGCAAAAACUGAAGAAGAAAAGGGAGUACCAGAACCGAUUGCAAUGGAAGCGGAAGAAUCGAACAUUACUUUCGAAAGUAUGGAUUUUGAAAGACAAGACCCAGAAAAGCUGGGAAAGUAGGGGUUUGCUAACAUUAAUUCUGUAUCUCACCAAAGGAUUUCUUUGUAUAAUACUUACUGUUAAGAAAGAAGGGAAUGGAUAAAAAUUGUUUUAUGAUGGAUUUUUUUACUGAGCUUUGUUGAUGUUUUGACUCAUCUGUAUAGAAAUUUGAAUUUUCCCGGUGCAUGUUGUCAGUUGUUUCUCUUCAUGAUUUGUUACGCGUUUAAUUUUCUGAUAUUUUGG